AUGAAGGCUGCCUACAUCACUGCCCUCGCGGCCUUUGCCGCCUCUGUCGUGGCUGCUCCCACCAAGAUCACCCAGGACAUCGAGACCGUCACUCAGUCCCUGAACAUCCCCGUUGCCAGCGCCAUCACUAGCUCCAGCUCCAAGGCCUCCUCCGGUGCCAACGGCGAGAUCGUCCAGGAUGCUGGCUCUCAAGUCAAGGACGUCCUCGAGAUCACUGGCCCCAACGCCAAACGACUCCUCAUUCAGCUCAGCCCUGACGUUGCCGGGCUCCUCUCCACCCUCGGCCUUCCCGCUGUCGGAACCCCCGUCGGCGCAGUCGUUGCCUCCGCGAGCUCCGUCGGUGACCUUGUCAAGAACCUUGGCAAGCCUGUCGAUGGUCUCCUUACCGUCGUUGGUGAGGGCGGAGAAUACCUGUUGGUGUCCCUCUCUCCAUCCCUCGCCGGUCUCCUCUCCGGCCUCGGCCUCCCCGGUGUCGGCGUCCCCGUCGGCUCCGUCGUCGCCACUGUUGGAAAGAACCUCAAGCGUGACGGCAUGGUCGUCGGCGACAACAUCCCCAAGGUCCAGGACAUCCUCGAGGUCACUGGAACCAACUCCCAGCGACUUCUGAUCCAGCUAUCCCCUGAGGCUGCUUCUCUUGUCUCCGGUCUUGGACUUCCCAGCGUUGGAGAGCCUGUCGGCGAGGUUGUAGACGAGGCUAGCUCCGUUGGCGAGCUUGUCAACCACACCGGGGCUCCCACCAACCAGCUCCUCACUGUUGUCGGUACCGACGGAAAGGCAUUGCUCAUUAAGCUCGCCCCAUCUGUUGCCCGUCUCCUCGGCGGCCUUGGUCUCUCCGGCGUCGGUGCUUCCGUCGGCAGCAUUGUUGCUACCCUUGGUAACAACCUCUAA
This is a messenger RNA of Aspergillus mulundensis, 888 nucleotides long. RefSeq lists its product as uncharacterized. The record is from RefSeq and is a predicted model, not a curated record. The transcript has a single exon. NCBI's taxonomy places the organism in Eukaryota, Fungi, Ascomycota, Eurotiomycetes, Eurotiales, Aspergillaceae. Bases 1 to 888 code for a protein of 295 amino acids.